AUGUCCCCCGCGCGCCAGAUUUACCUGCUUCCAUUGAAGGAUGAUGGCUCGCCUGACGUACCCGGUGGGUAUAUCUACCUUCCACCCCCUGGUGAUGAGGGAUAUGUGCUGCGAUUCAUCAUCGAGGGCACCAGCUCCAUCUGUCGACAGGGGAGUCUGUGGGUCAACAUCCCGGAGGAGGGCAAGCCGUUCGAGCGCCGAUCAUUCCGCGAGUUCAGAUUAAAGCCCGAUUUCAACCGCAACAUCCAGAUCGAUCUCCCCGUGUCCAGUGCGGGCGCUUUUGCGUAUUACACAACGUUUUCCCCACUGCCGGAGCUCUCGGUUGAUCCUGUGCCCACACCGGAGCCGACGCAGACUCUAAUUCACUACAUAGAUGUCUCGCCAAAAUUGGUCCUGCAGGGCAAGCAUCUCCCACUCAAUGCACUCUCGAUUUUCUCGGUCAUUUCGAAGUUCAUGGGGCAGUACCCUAUGGACUGGGAUAAACAUCUUCAUGGCAUCAGUCAACGGAACUAUAAUAUGGUUCAUUUCACGCCUCUCAUGCAACGUGGCGAGUCCAAUUCCCCGUACAGUAUAUUUGACCAAUUAUGCUUUGACCCGGCGCUGUUCCUGAACGGAGAGGACGAUGUCGCCUCGCUGGUUUCCCGGAUGGAGAAAGAGUACGGACUCUUGACUCUGACGGAUGUUGUCUGGAACCAUACAGCCCACAACAGCAAGUGGCUAGAGGAACACCCAGAGGCUGGCUACAGUGUGGAAACGGCUCCCUGGCUUGAAUCUGCCCUAGAAUUGGAUACCGCAUUGCUGAAAUUCGGGGAGGACCUUCAGAGCUUGGGUCUACCAACGGAGUUCAAGACUACGGAAGAUCUGGUGACUGUCAUGAACAGUCUACGUAAGAACGCUAUCGAUGAACAUCGUUUAUGGGAGUACUACGUGAUUGACGUAACGGCCGACAAGAAAAAGAUCUGGGAUGCAUGGACGAAUGGAAAAACAGACCCGACAAGCAUUAAGCAAACUGACUUGCGCAAAUUCGGAGAACUGUUGCUCAAGGAGCAAGCCCAACUUGUUCGUGAGCACGGAAUUCCAAAAUCGAAGCAGGUUCUCGGACGAUUCGGACGUUCUGUGGAUGCUUCAUUCGGUGCCGCGAUUCUUACGGUCCUCCACGGCGACUACGGUCAGAACGCAUCCGAAGCCGAAGCGUCAUUAUCCAAACUCCUCGAUGCAGUCAACCUUCCUCUUUAUGAAGAAUACGAUGCAGAUGUUGCUGAUAUUAUGGAUCAACUUUUCAAUCGCAUCAAGUACCUGCGGAUUGAUGACCAUGGUCCGAAGAUGGGCCCUGUCAACAAAAAUAGUCCCUUAAUUGAGUCAUAUUUCACUCGCCUUCCUCUCAAUGAGGUCACCAAAAAGCACAACCCCAAGGCACUUUCCCUGGUCAACAAUGGCUGGAUUUGGAAUGCUGAUGCAAUGCGCGACAAUGCCGGACCCGACUCCAAGGCCUACCUGCGACGCGAGGUUAUUGUGUGGGGAGACUGCGUGAAACUUCGAUAUGGAAAUUCGCCGAAGGACAACCCGUUCCUUUGGGAUUUCAUGACCAGAUACACCCAACUUAUGGCGAAAUACUUUAAUGGUUUCCGUAUCGACAACUGUCACUCCACGCCACUCGUGGUUGCGGAAUACCUGCUGGAUGAAGCCCGCAAGGUUCGACCUGAUCUGACCGUCUUUGCAGAGCUCUUCACGGGCUCAGAGGAGGCCGAUUAUGUCUUUGUCAAGCGUCUCGGAAUCAACGCUCUGAUCCGCGAAGCCAUGCAGGCCUGGAGUACGGCCGAGUUGAGUCGCCUCGUACACCGCCACGGUGGCCGUCCAAUUGGUAGCUUCGAUGUGGACCUGCCCUCUGCUGGUAGCAGCCACGCCAUUGCAUCUGCCAAGGACGGUGUCGCCGAUGAAAAGAUCACGCAUAUUCAACCUUCCCCUGUUCAGGCUUUGUUUAUGGACUGCACCCAUGACAACGAAGUUCCUGCCCAGAAACGUGAUGCUAGGGAUACCCUUCCGAACGCUGCUCUUGUUGCGAUGUGUGCGUCUGCCACCGGGAGUGUGAUGGGCUAUGACGAAAUUUACCCCAAACUUGUUGACCUUGUUCACGAGAAAAGACAAUAUACGUCUCCCUUUUCAGGCUCCGAACAGUUGGCGGUUGGAUCUGGAGAGGGCGGUGUCGGGGGGGUGAAAAAGCUACUCAAUGAGCUGCAUACUAUGAUGGGGGUUGAGGGUUACGAUGAAACCCACAUCCAUCAUGAUGGUGAAUACAUCACGGUCCACCGAGUUCAUCCAAAGACCAGGAAGGGUAUUUUCCUCAUUGCACACACUGCGUUCCCGGGCAAUGAAAGUGGUGCGAUUCUGCCUCCGACACGCAUCACUGGCACCCAAGCCAAGCACAUUGGAUCCUGGGUGCUCGAAGUCGAUGCAAGUGAUGACACCAAGGCCAAAAUCUUAGAGGAUGACAAGUAUCUCAAGGGCCUUCCAAGCCACACACGCGAUAUUAAUGCCACUAAGAUUGAAGGCGAUGACAAGAAUGUAACGAUCUCCGUCCUCGAUAACUUGGUGCCUGGCUCUAUCGCUCUUUUUGAAACUUGGAUUCCUGGCGCGGAGCAUGCUAGCGGCCUGGACAACUUCCUUUCCAGCGGAGCUGAUGAAGCAUUCUCCGAGCUCAGCUUGGUCGAUUUGAACUUUGCACUCUACCGAUGCGACGCCGAGGAGAGAGACUCGAGUGACGGCCUGGAUGGGGUGUACAGCAUUCCCAAACAUGGCCCCCUAGUCUAUGCUGGUUUGCAAGGCUGGUGGAGUGUCCUCGAAGAUAUCAUCAAGUACAACCAGUUGGGGCAUCCGCUUUGCGAUCAUCUGCGAGAGGGUCAGUGGGCCUUAGAUUAUGUGGUCGGGCGCAUGGAAAAGGCUGCAUCCAAAGAAUGGUAUCCCGCUCUGCACAAGCCGGCCGCCUGGCUGCGUGAGAAGUUUGAUGCUGUUCGCGGUUUGCCUAGUUUCCUGCUCCCGCGGUACUUUGCAAUCAUUGUGCAGGUAGCCUACAAUGCUGCAUGGAAGACAGGUAUCCACCAGCUUGGUGACAGCGUGCGCCAUGGCCAGGAGUUCAUCCAUCAGCUGGCCAUGGUCAGUGUCCAGCAGACUGGCUAUGUGAAUUCUGCCUCUUUGUGGCCCACAAAGCAGGUCCCCAGUCUCGCAGCCGGUUUGCCUCAUUUUGCUGUCGACUGGGCGAGAUGCUGGGGCCGUGACGUGUUCAUUUCCAUCCGUGGCCUCUUCCUCUGUACAGGUCGGUUUGACGACGCCAGGGAGCAUAUCCUUGCUUUUGCGAGCGUGCUUAAGCAUGGUAUGAUUCCCAACCUUUUGAGUAGCGGCAAGUUGCCUCGGUACAACUCGCGUGACUCUGUCUGGUUUUUCCUGCAAGCAAUUCAGGACUAUACCAACAUGGCGCCUGAUGGCAUCAGCCUGCUACAAGAGAAGGUGCCUCGGAGAUUCCUGCCGUACGAUGACACCUGGUUCCCAUUCGAUGAUCCUCGAGCGUACUCCCACUCUCCCACGGUCCUCGAGGUCAUCCAAGAGGUGUUCCAGAGACAUGCUCAUGGCAUGUCAUUCCGGGAAUACAAUGCGGGGCCUGACCUCGAUGUUCAAAUGAAGCCUGAGGGUUUUCAAAUUGAUAUCAAGGUUGAUUGGGAUACUGGCAUCAUCUUUGGUGGCAGUCAGAACAAUUGCGGCACAUGGCAGGAUAAGAUGGGGGAGAGCGAGAAGGCUGGAAAUAAAGGCAUCCCUGGCACACCUCGUGACGGUGCUUCGAUCGAAAUCACUGGUCUUGUCUACAGUGCUCUUGCAUGGGUGACGAAACUGCACGAAUCCAAGCUGUACCCGCAUGCAGGAGUCGACAUUGGCGAGGGUAAAUCGAUCGCUUUCAAGGAGUGGGCGGGAAAAAUCAAGGCCAACUUCGAACGCUGCUACUUCAUUCCCACUGACCCCAAGGACGACAGCCAAUACGACGUCGAUGCUAGCAUCAUCAACCGUCGCGGCAUCUAUAAGGACCUCUACAAGUCUGGCAAGCCUUUCGAGGAUUAUCAGCUUCGUGGCAACUUCCCCAUCGCCAUGGCCGUAGCGCCGGAACUCUUCACACCAGAAAAGGCCCUGCUCGCUCUAUCCAUUGGCGACUCUGCAAUUCUGGGCCCGGUCGGCGUUGCCACCCUCGACCCAUCAGAUCUCAACUAUCGCCCGUACUACAAUAAUUCCGAGGACUCCACGGACUUCGCGACUUCGAAGGGCCGGAACUACCACCAAGGCCCUGAGUGGGUCUGGCAGCGCGGUUAUUUCCUCCGUGCUCUGCUGCACUUCGAUCUGCUGCGGCGCAAGACAGCCGAUGAGCGGAUUGAGUCUUUCCAGCAGAUCACCCGGCGACUUGAUGGGUGCAAGAAGGCUUUGCGAGAGAGUCCGUGGAAGGGACUGACAGAAUUGACGAACAAGAAUGGAGAGCACUGCGCGGACUCGUCACCCACUCAAUCAUGGUCCGCUGGCUGUCUACUUGAUCUGUACUAUGAUGCUGCAAGGCUUUCUUAG
Messenger RNA from Penicillium canariense, 4596 nucleotides. Its product is annotated as putative glycogen debranching enzyme Gdb1. Gene Ontology annotation, biological process: glycogen biosynthetic process; glycogen catabolic process. Bases 1 to 4596 code for a protein of 1531 amino acids. The transcript has 3 exons. Gene Ontology annotation, molecular function: 4-alpha-glucanotransferase activity; amylo-alpha-1,6-glucosidase activity. The record is from RefSeq and is a predicted model, not a curated record. Lineage: Eukaryota; Fungi; Ascomycota; Eurotiomycetes; Eurotiales; Aspergillaceae.